AUGGAAUUUACUUCUUCAUGUUUGGAAAAGGCUACCGUUUUGGCUAAGCAUCUUACUAGUGCGGUUAGCCAUGAACUGGCCGCGCAGCCUCGUCAACAGAAUACCUGCUUCGUACAACGUUCAGAGUACCAACGACGGAUCGUCUACCAGGAAGACGACUACAUAAAACGGAAUAAGCUUCUAGUUCGUCAGAAAGUGCUAGUGCAGAUUGUUCGACAACAAAUCGAAGACAACGAUGCCCGCUUUCCGGGACCCGCCUGGAAAAAGGGCGACUGA
This is a messenger RNA of Penicillium waksmanii, 276 nucleotides long. RefSeq lists its product as uncharacterized. The transcript has a single exon. The coding region runs from base 1 to 276 and encodes 91 amino acids. The record is from RefSeq and is a predicted model, not a curated record. NCBI's taxonomy places the organism in Eukaryota, Fungi, Ascomycota, Eurotiomycetes, Eurotiales, Aspergillaceae.